Molecule: messenger RNA, 6362 nt
Organism: Pelobates fuscus (common spadefoot toad)
Lineage: Eukaryota; Metazoa; Chordata; Amphibia; Anura; Pelobatidae
Gene: SUCO
Product: SUN domain containing ossification factor
Exons: 24
Coding region: 202-3903 (1233 amino acids)
Biological process (GO): protein folding in endoplasmic reticulum; regulation of bone remodeling
Cellular component (GO): cytoplasm; membrane
Source: RefSeq, a predicted model, not a curated record
CGUGUAGUUGGAAGGCGCCCUGUGGGUAACGGCCGCGUUGGACGCCUGGUCGCGCGGUGAGAGUGUCAGGGAAGGAGGGGGGCACGCACAGGAUUCUGGGUUACCCAGCCCUCAGCAGAGAUAGAGGGUCUCAGAGUGAGCUUUACACCGUAGAGAGGGGCGGAGGAUGCCGGCGAGGAUGCGACAUUCCGCCCGAGAAAGAUGACUAAGCGACCGGUGAUUCUAUUCUGCCUCUUCCUGAUCUCCUGCUUAUGGUUUCCAUGCCAGCAUGUUUGUUGCAAUGAGGACACUACCCUUCCUACAGUACAAGUUGCGCAUAAUGAUGAAGGUUCAAUAAGUAAAGAUGAGCAAACUAAGGAAAAGGAGGACAUUGAGCAGCCAAAAAUCUCAUCUAUAGCGGAAACCGUGGACCCUAUAACUACAAGCCAGUUGGUUGAAGAUAGUGUUUUUGAAGACUGUCCAAAAGAAGAAAAGGAAACCAGACCAGAGCAAAUUUUAAAUGUACCUGUGAUUGACGCAGACACCAAAGACCUUGAAAAGGGGACUUUGAAAUUGGCAACUAGCACAGAGAACAUUUCCAGUUCAUCUACCUCAGAGAUUCCUCCUGUCCCGCUGCCAGAUGCAAUAGAAAAUUCCAGUGCCGCUCUCCCCGUAGUCGGCUCUAGUGAAAGUGAGCAGUCAGAUCCUGACUGUGACAUUGGGGGGGCAAUAGAGGUUGACCCUCAGAGUGAGCCCUCCUUUAUCAAUCCGCCAGCGAGUCUUGGAAAUGAACAUGUUGAAAACAACUCCAUUCCGCUUGACAAUAGACCAGAUGAAAACUCUCCUUAUGCCGGUACCAGUGAGGAGCAGUUACUGAUUAAUGGCUCAGAAGAACUUGUAACAGAGAAACUUGACCAAAAGGACACCUCUGGAGUUGACCCUGCAGCUUCUCGGAGCCAAAAGGACCCUGUUGACAUUCCAACAUUUGAUGAGUGGAAGAAACAAGUAAUGGAAGUUGAAAAAGAAAAAAGCCUGAUCAUGCAUACAUCUUCAAAUGGAGGACAACACUCUGUGAAGGUUCAAAAAAACAGAAAUAAUUAUGCUUCGGUGGAGUGUGGCGCAAAAAUACUAUCUGCAAACCCUGAAGCCAAGAGCACAUCUGCAAUAUUAAUAGAAAAUAUGGAUCUGUAUAUGUUAAAUCCCUGCAGCGCAAAAAUUUGGCUUGUUAUAGAACUGUGUGAACCCAUCCAGGUGAAACAGUUGGACAUUGCAAACUAUGAGCUGUUCUCCUCCACUCCAAAGGAUUUUCUGGUUUCUAUUAGUGACAGGUAUCCAACUAAUAAGUGGGUAAAGCUGGGUACAUUUCACGCAAGAGAUGAAAGAACAGUGCAGAGCUUUCCGCUGGAUGAGCAGAUGUAUGCAAAAUACGUCAAGAUGUUCAUCAAGUACAUAAAGGUGGAGCUUAUUUCACAUUUUGGAUCGGAACACUUCUGCCCGUUGAGCCUCAUAAGGGUUUUUGGUACCAGCAUGGUGGAAGAGUAUGAAGAAAUAGUUGACUCACAGUACCAAUCUGAGCGCCCUGACCUUUACGAUGAGGAUGAAGAUUACCCAAUUGAUUUCAAUAGAGAUGAUAAAGCAUCUAAAAAUCUGCUUGGAUCUGCGACAAAUGCCAUUCUUAGCAUGGUGAAUAAUCUUGCUGCUAAUAUGCUGGGUGCGAAUACUGAGGAAGGAAUCACUGAAGGGAAAGUACUGAAUGGUAGCAAAUCUAAAAAUGUGACAGCUGAAAUUCCAGAAGAAGGUACAGCAAAACCACCAGAACAAACACCAUCUCCAUCCCCAACAUUGGAAACCGAGAAUUUCCCUUCUUCUUCAGUAUCUGUUGCUGAGCUGGAGACUCCAAAAGAGAAUCCGAUCGUUCAGUUGGUAGAGGAUGAGGAGGAAGAGCAGCCUCUUCAGUCAACUGUAAUUCUUUUAGAAAAAGGUGAUCAAGAGGAUGAAAAGACUGCUUGGUUUGAACAAGAGACUCAGAUUUACUGCAAUGACUUUACAGCUAUCUGCUGCAUUUCAAGUUUCUCAGAAUACAUUUUUAAGUGGUGUUCGGCUAUUGUGGCUAUUCACAGACAACGCAGUAAAACAGUGGAGUGCAAGAGAAGAGGAGAUGGUAAAUCUCAGUCCACUCAGUUACCUGUAGCAAGCACAACUAUUAUCAGUUCUUUACAUGUAACAACCGUUUCAGAAUCAUCUGAUACCAAAAUGGCAGAAAUGGCAACAACUGAGUUUAUUUUGGUUUAUCCUGAUGGCAGUUUACCAUCAAGUACGUUGGAUAAAGAAGUUGAAUCAAUUGACUUGGAACCUAGCCACACAGAGGCAGUGUCUCAGUCUGUUAUUUUGCAUCUAACAUCAGAUGUGACAUCUACACCCACUACACCAGUUUUGGAAGCCACCAAAAUAGAUGCAGGCUCCACGGCCAACCUACUUUCUACUGAGGUCUUACAAACUCAAGUUAAGGAAGUUAAAACAAGCGAAGCCUUGGUUUAUGCGGAAAAGCCAACUGUAAGUUUGGAGACAAAUAUUUUGACAAACUUACCUGAAAUCCCUGUUAAAGACGAUAUUGACUACACUAACAUUAUUAAAGCAACCGAGACUAUCCCACCGCCAGAAACAAACACUUUACCGGUGGAUCGAGAAAUUGAAGAAACACAAAAACCUGUAAUAACACAAACUAUCGAGAGUCCACCUGCUGUAGAUAAAAAAGAAGAGGAGCAAACUUCAGAUGAUGUGACAAUCACUGGUAGUCUGCCCAGGGCUACUACAGAUUUCUAUGCUGAGCUACAAAAUUCUACUGAUUUGGGCUACACAAAUGGGAACCAAGUACAUGGUUCCAACCAAAAAGAAUCUGUUUUUAUGCGUCUCAAUAAUCGCAUUAAAGCUCUGGAAGUAAAUAUGUCUCUUAGUAGCCGUUACUUAGAAGAACUUAGUCAAAGGUACCGGAAACAAAUGGAAGAAAUGCAGAGAGCAUUUAACAAGACUAUAUUAAAGCUUCAAAAUACUUCUAGAAUUGCUGAAGAGCAGGAUCAGAGGCAGACAGAUUCCAUCCAAUUACUACAAGCACAGUUAAUGAAUAUGACACAACUGGUUUCAAAUCUUUCGGCAACGGUAGAUGAAUUAAAAAGAGAGGUGUCUGAUCGACAGAGCUAUCUAGUAGUGUCUCUGGUUUUGUGCAUUAUCUUGGGGUUGUUGGUUUGCCUGCAGCGCUGUAGAAAUACAUUUCACUUCAAUGAAGAGUACCUUUCCAAAAUACCUAAAAGCAAUAACUACCCCAGUCCAAAACGCUGCUUCUCUUCUUAUGAUGAUAUGAAUCUUAAACGGAGAACCACUCUUCCCUUGAUUCGUUCUCAGUCUUUUCAGCUGUCCAGUAAAGAGGUGGAUCUUGAUGACUUGUACAUUGUUGAACCGUUGAAAUUUUCUCCAGAGAAAAAGAAAAAACGAUGCAAAUAUAAAAAUGAAAAGAUUGAGACUUUAAAACCAAUGGAUCCAUUAAAAGCUCUCCCAAAUGGGGACAUUAAAACCAAGAAACCUUUCACAAAUCAAAGAGACUUCUCUAAUAUGGGAGAGGUAUAUCACUCCUCUUACAAAGGUCCGCCUUCUGAGGGUAGUUCUGAAACAUCAUCCCAAUCAGAGGAAUCUUAUUUCUGUGGAAUCACAGCCUGCACGGCCCUUUGUAAUGGGCAGCCCCAGAAGACUAAAACAGAGAAGAGAGCCAUUAAACGUAGGCGCUCGAAACUUCAGGACCAAGGAAAGUUUAUCAAAACUUUAAUACAAACUAAGUCUGGGUCCAUGCCCAGCCUCCAUGAUAUCAUCAAAACCAACAAAGACCUUACUGUGGGAACAUUUGGUGUUACGACUGUUUCUGGUCGUAUCUAGAAAACUAAAUAAAGUUCAACCACAGGUAUUGUUUUCUUUUUAUAUGUACUUUUUGCGAAGAAGAAGAUUCAGCUUGUGAGAUUUGUAGCUCGGUGGAUACAACCAACUUGGCUUUAAAUCCACAAUGUGAUGAAACAGGGCUGAUCUGAAGAUUAGUUUGUAGGUCAUCUCCUCCUGUUCUUGGAUACUUUGGACAAGGAAAUGGAACGUCUUUUGCUUUGAAUAUCGUUCUAUAGUAUAGUUUUUUUUCACAGUUUAAUUACUGGGGGAAAAUAGAAACUUUGCCCAGUUUGUUGGGUGAUACUUAAGCUCAACUCACCUUGUCCCCUAUCCUGACUUUGUUCCUGUAUUUGCACCUUUCAUAUUUAUGUGCCUUCUGUCUAUUUAUAAUGCCACUGGAGGGGAGAGCACCAAGUGUGUGCAACGUUUAGAUUUUUUGAUUUUUCUUUUUGUGUGUCUAAUUUUCUAUUGUAUGGUUCAGCAACACCGGUAUGCAAGGCCAUUUGCUUGAGUAAUACAAAAAAUGUGGUUACAUGUGUAACAUUUGCAGACAAUUUGAAACCAUCUUCUUGAAUAUAAAACCUCAAUACAGUCCAGCAUGUAGACCUCGCUGAGAUGUAGAUCCCUAAGCUGGCAAAAUCAUCAUGGGAGUUAUGUAAUUGCUAGAGGUUUAUCUUUUUGUCCUUCUCAGGCAUUGAUCGUAUUCUCUCUUAGUGGCCUAAUGUUAAUGUUGAUGUUUGCCUAAAUGUAUGCUAUUCAUAGUUUUACAGUAGAGAUUGUAGCCGUAUUAGUCCAGAGAUGUAGAUGUAAAAUUAACAGAUUAAAUUCUUGUAAUACUUUUUUUAUUGAACUAACAGAAUUUUGGAAUGACAAGCUUUUGAGAGAGCUUCACUUUCUUAAGUUUAAAGCAUUUUUGAGUAAAAACGACCCAUUGAUUUCAAAGUUGAGUUGUGACUUGGACAUUUCUGAGCAAAAACGACACCUUCAAGCUUAUCUUUUCAAAAUUCUGUUAGUCCAAUAAAAAAAGUAUUACUAGAUGCUAAUAUCCUUUGUUUUGCAUCUGCUAUUCAUAUUAUUAUUUAUUAAUGUGUGUAUGUGCAGGUCUGUUAGAAUUCUGAAAGUCACCGAAUAGCAAACAGUUUGGGAACCACUGGAGGGGUACGUCUAAUCUCUGUCAAAGAGCAUGAUGAUAUUUAAUACAACAUGCGUCCAUCUAUUGCCCAAGAUAGUGGGCAUGUAAUCACAACUGCAAUGCUUCCGACUAGGGUUUGAGUAGAUCAACAACAAGAAAUAUUACUUGGUUGCGAAGUACACAAAAGUACAGGCCAGAUUUUUAUUAUUAUGGGGAAAUAUGUUUGCACACCAAUCUGUCAGAUGCCAAAUAUGUGUCUGGUCAAGUUCCAAAUAUGUUGCAGAAAUCAGAUAAAAAAAAACAUACGGUAUAUGAUUUGCACAUCUUUCUUACAUGAAUUAUUAGCUACCACUUUUUUUUUAUAUAUUGGCCAUAAAUAUGCUAUCUGGCCAAGUGUUAGAUUUUUUUUUUUUUCUGUGUGCUUCCUUUUCGAGAUCUACGAGGGAAACAAGUUCUGGAAUCUGCUGUCAAUAAUGCAGGCAAAAGGUGUAUUUGUCUACACACACAUUCUCGUUGUCUCCUCUACUCCUCUUCACCCCCUACAUGCUAUGUAUUUAUUUUUUUAAAGAGUACACUACCUAUCCAGUACUGGGGAGUCCAGUUUGCCAUAGAACCCAAACACCUUGAGAACUAAAAAAAAAAAAAAAGUAUAACAAGGCGUACAAUCUUCUAAUUGGUUCUUCUAACCUGUGUGAACAGCUAUUGUACCUUCAUAGUUUGUAGAAUGUUGACUGGUCUUUCUGCUGUUCAAAUACUGCAACCCUUUCACAUCACAGGUAAGAGUCAGAACAGAUUACCAUGCACAUGCUUUUUAUUUUGUCUGUUUCAACUGCCAAGACGAUAACUAAGGCAUAAGGUCGCAACAGAGAGGAACAGUUUCUAUUGUUUUGGGGUACAGUAGAAGUUCAUGCAAGUUUGUACAGAUAGAUUUAUAACGGUGUUUUAUACACAUGGGGUGCACACUGGCAGUGGAGGCUAUAGACACACAGUAUGGACCCGCAUAUGUAUUUUCUGUGGUUGCAUAUAAGUUACAGACCCUAUUUUAGUGGUUUCCCACAAAUUAUUUUUAUUUUUUAGAUAUUUAUUUUUAUCCCUAGUGAGGUCAUAAAAAGGUGCCCGAUGUUUCUUGAAUACCAACACUAAGCCAGGUAGCACAUUUUAAUAUUAAUUAGAUAUGAAUAAAAGGAUUGAUACCAAGCAGUAGUUAUAACUCUCCUUAACAUUGCAUGUAUUUAAAUACUGAUUACGGUAAUCUUUUCACAUUGUUUUCUAUAAAUAUUUUUAAAGGUCAAUAUUUUAAUUUCUUUAGAAAUGCUCCGCAGUACAU